Molecule: messenger RNA, 2389 nt
Organism: Anopheles coluzzii
Lineage: Eukaryota; Metazoa; Arthropoda; Insecta; Diptera; Culicidae
Exons: 7
Coding region: 169-2268 (699 amino acids)
Source: RefSeq, a predicted model, not a curated record
AAACCUUCACCUAGUGUGUGCAAUUUAGUAUGAUUUGUUCGCUCCCAGGUCCAAAACCGCUCGCUCUCGAGCCAUGCGUGUGGCGUUGAUCCGGUUCGCGCCGUGAGUUGAAAAAACGAGUGAUUGGAUUGUGAUAAAACAGUGAAUUUUUCUGGAAAAGAGAGAGUGAUGGCUCUAUCGACAAGAUUGGUGUUUAUUGUUUCCGUGUUUGUGCUUUUGUUUGCAUCGAACGUUCUCGUCACUGCACGCCCGCAGGAUGAGACGAAAGAGCUCACGCCCGAUCUGCAAUCUCCUCCAGACGAGAAGAUCAGCGAAAGCUCCCUGACGGAUGACUACGUGAACUGCCCUCCUCCAGAAGAUACGGCUGCAGAAGAACAGCUUGAUAUGUCGUCACCUCCUGUGGCAGAGGAAAAGGAGCAACAGGAUGUCACUCGUGGAAAGUUUGAAGACUUUGCUCCACCCGUAAAGGAGGUGAACGGUCGAGUGAUGAGACCUCCGGGGAUGCGUCCACGUGGGAAUCCUCUGGAUGAUCUGGAGAUUAUCAACGAUCAAGAAGACGUGGAGCUGCUUGACAUGUCGGAAAACCUUUCCGUCGGUGAUGUUGGAAAGGUGUUUGAAGAGGCCGCUGACACACAGGAAGCUUCUGGAGAUGAUGAAAUACAGGUGGAGGACACACAACGCGAAGAGCCUAAGAUCCCCCAACUAAUCCACGUUCCAGUUCAUGAGCAAAACAUCCCACUGAAUGAAGGCGAUGAUGGUUGGUACGAUGUGGACAAUGGAAAAGGUCCUAUCAAGCAUCUGAAAGCGCAAGUCCUAUACGAUCUGGAGGAAGGUGAAUCCAAAGCGCAAGGUGUGAAGAAGUACCUGGACCAACAUCCGGAAGAGAUCACUGUGACCUCACCCAACUAUCCGAACCCUUAUCCGAGCGUUGUUGAUGAUAUGCGAAAUUUCUCGGUCGAUGGUGGGCGCGGAGUGCAGAUCACGAUCCAUGAUAUAGAUCUUGAUCCCACCACUGACUUCCUGUUUAUACGUGCUGGUAAUCUGGAAGACACGCUCGAGAAGGGUCCGGUACUUACGGGCAUGUACCAGGAACCGUUGCGGUUUCUCAUACCACAGUCGACCUUCUUCACCAUUCACUUCGUGGCCGGACAAGAAAAUGGCACGGAACAGAGUCACCGAGGGUUCCAGCUUUCGUAUGCACCGUUCGGUGAGCUAAACUCUCCCACGACACCGACCACAACGGAAGUGAUCGUACCGCAGGAGGAGCUACAGUGGACGACGAAGGAAAUUGUCAUCACGCCGGCAAUGAUGGAUCUGCCGAGCACGUGGGCCGAGAUUAAGGAAGCGCUUUCGAACGCCAGCAACCAGUACAUCGAAAAUCGCACCCUGUCGUACAUGCCGAGCCGCCCGUUCGAUGUGAAGCUUCUCGCUCGCAAGUGUCCCGACACGUGGAGGAACUACGAGAACUGCGUUAGCCUGGAGUUUGCCGUACCGCUGCGGCCCAUCUUCUACGAACCGUCGGACGAUGACGAUGGGUUGGAUUUUGGAUUUGGGAACAAGUUCCUGCAGAAAGGUUUCAUAUCGAUCUCUACCACCGAGGCGACCGAGCCGCAGUACGAGCUGGAUGUGGCGAGGCUGGACGAAAUGUGGGAAGAGUAUGGUCAGAUGGCGUUACAGCGUGCCGGCUACGAGAUGUACAUUAUGCCCGAGAGCAAUCGCAUCCUGCUGACGUGGAUCGGCAUCAGUCUGGCGAUCGUGGGCACCUUCCUGUUCGUGCUGUACAUGAUAUGGAAGAUCGACAUCUUCAAGGACUAUCGCAGGGUUUCACGCACCAGCCACCACACAACGGUGGAUGAUGAUAAGAACGAGCUGAAAAAGAAAGAGUUUGACAUCUCGAUGUUCCCGUCGCCGCACCAGGUAGUGCCGACCUUCUUCCCCACCGGCGAUCCGUACAAUGCGGCCGAAGCGGAUGCGCAGUACGCGUACGAUAACGCCACGAUGAGCCAGUGGCCGGAAGACUUCAACGAGCCGCGCUAUCCCGAAACAUCGUUCAGCGCUGGUAAUCAGCGAACCGGUCCGACGCGCCCCUACGAACCCGUCUCCCCGAUGGACCUGUCACCCGCACCGGUCGAUUUUAAUGCCUCGCCACGAUCGGGACGUCCUUCGGCCGGCAGCAAAAAUAAUCCAUUUUUAUCACCCCGCGGAGGACCACGAACGUCGUCCGUUGGCAACAUGCCGCCGCCACCCCCACCGCCCGGUAUGAGGUAAUAAACUGUGGAACGCGGUUAAUUAAAAAUAUGCGAAAUGAAGCAACGAAAGGGGCAAAUUCGAGCGAACAGAGUGAGAGAGAAAACUCUAUAAAAUAAAGUAACAAUCGAGAAGGAUUCAA